Funneliformis geosporum is the source of this 256-nucleotide messenger RNA. The record is from the annotation of a GenBank genome assembly. NCBI's taxonomy places the organism in Eukaryota, Fungi, Glomeromycota, Glomeromycetes, Glomerales, Glomeraceae.
GUCCGGGAUCAAAGAAAAUGAUAAUACUGAAAUUCCCGAUAAUUUAAUACCGAAAAUGUUCGAGGAGAGUUAUUUUCUUUGUAAGGUUCUACACGAGAAAAAUGGUGAAGACGGUGAACCGAGUAAGUCUAUGCCAUAUCUAAAAACAAAUAAUCAUGAUGAUGAAGUCAGUAUACGUGAUUUUCAAAUGACAGAUGCAAAUAAAGGGUCACACAAGCAAGAUGCCUACCGAAAGAUCGAAAACAGGGAACCGUGA